GACCUUCUAGUGACGAUCAUAGUUACCUAAAGAAUCCGAUCUGGUGGUUAGGAAUGGGUACAAUGGUGGUUGGUGAAUUGCUUAAUUUUGCUGCCUAUUCAUUUGCUCCCGCUAUCCUUGUAACUCCCCUUGGUGCAUUGAGUGUUUUAAUCGG
Ambispora leptoticha is the source of this 154-nucleotide messenger RNA. The record is from the annotation of a GenBank genome assembly. NCBI's taxonomy places the organism in Eukaryota, Fungi, Glomeromycota, Glomeromycetes, Archaeosporales, Ambisporaceae.